UUUAUGGAAAUUUAUUUAUUGAAAUAUAUGCCAUUGUAAUGUCAGGUUGUUGACGUACGUGCAUCGAAGAAAAAAGUUUGCCGACCAUAUUAGUCAUCGCUUAAUAAAAACUGCAUUUAUAUAAAAACAAAAAUGUUACACUGGAUAAUAGGCCUUUCUCACGUGCUUUGCCACCAGGCUAUGACAACGAACGCCUAUUCUGUGAGCCCUCAGUGUCUAUCGGAGGGAAGAUUCGCUCACCCGACAGACUGUGGACGAUACAUAGACUGUUUGGCAGACGACGAGGGCGCUCUCGUUCCUCGCCCAGGGUCCUGUUUGGGAUUGGCCUACCAUCCUGACCUUGGGAAGUGCGUCGAGUGGAAAGAGUACAACCUGUGUCGCCCGCCUGGCAAUGACGUCAGCGGCGACGCGCGUGCCUUCAGCCUGAAGUCCGGCGGCCCCGUGCGCUCAGCCAUGCAUGACCGGCUGUGCGAGACGGGUCUGGGCUUUGUUUGCGCUUCGUGCAUGGAGAUCAUUAUAUGCAUCGACGGGGCAGCCUACGUGGACUCUUGUCCCGACGCCAUGAGGUGUGAGCUGAUGGUUCCCUUCAAAGGCGGCGUGUGCUAUCCUAAUAGGGCGCCGUCGGAGAUCUGUUUUUGCAACGUCACGGGGCAGGUUCUUCCCGAUGUGUAUGACCCGAGGACGUUCCUCUUCUGCAGAGCCCCCGGCAGACGGCCGGAUCCGUUCCAAUGCCCAGACCACCACAUGUUCGAUGCCGUCUCAGAAACCUGCGUCAGGAUGCCGGAAGUCCCUCCGUGCACCGAGUCUGGGGUCUUCCCCGUGGCCGAGCGCUGCCACUGGUACUACAGCUGCACGCACCUGCCCAUGAAGGGGGUCUUCAUGCAGCACUUCGCCUCCUGCCCCGGCGAGGAGGAAGUGUUCAGCACGACCCGCGGCAAGUGCUCAGACCCGUACGACCUCCCGCUGAACGACCCCUGCACCAAGGCCAAGGAAAGGAAAGUUCGUUAUACCUGCUCGUUUUGGGGCUUCAUCAUGACGCAGCUUUUCCCGCUGCAGAUCGCCCAGUUCUGCUAUUCGUGAUAGAGGAGACCAGG
This is a messenger RNA of Penaeus monodon (black tiger shrimp), 1094 nucleotides long. RefSeq lists its product as uncharacterized. Gene Ontology annotation, cellular component: extracellular region. Gene Ontology annotation, molecular function: chitin binding. The coding region runs from base 133 to 1080 and encodes 315 amino acids. The transcript is spliced from 4 exons. The record is from RefSeq and is a predicted model, not a curated record. NCBI's taxonomy places the organism in Eukaryota, Metazoa, Arthropoda, Malacostraca, Decapoda, Penaeidae.